This is a messenger RNA of Penicillium expansum, 1689 nucleotides long. RefSeq lists its product as uncharacterized. The transcript has 2 exons. The record is from RefSeq and is a predicted model, not a curated record. NCBI's taxonomy places the organism in Eukaryota, Fungi, Ascomycota, Eurotiomycetes, Eurotiales, Aspergillaceae. The coding region runs from base 1 to 1689 and encodes 562 amino acids.
AUGGCAGAUGUGCUGGCUAUUUCUGGGGUGCCGAAGCCAUGGAUGGACCAUCCGAAGGAGUACAAUCAUGUGUCGCUUGAACAUAUAUCCGCCUACUCGUCAAGUUUCCUUGGGAGUUCGGAUGAUCUUGAUAAACAGCUUUCCUCUUCCCGCACAGAUUGGUACUCAGCCUUCUACCCCUCCACAAAAGAUUCUCCCUUGGACUUUCAUUUGCUUCACUACCCUUACCCAACCAUUCAAUCCCAACAACGUCCUCGAAAGCCUGUUGAAGCUAUGCUAAACCAGCAUCGUUUGGCAGGACAUUCCAUGCCUCCUAUCGAGGACAGGCGCUACAUGCCCCUCCGAGUGGAAGAACCACGCAGCGCCGCGUAUUCGCAAAACGUGUCUCCAUUCACGAAGCGGCUGGACCUGAGCAGCACUCUUUCAAGCAACGGAAGCACUUAUUGUGAAUCCGAUCUUGAUUCGCUGGACCACUUUGACGAGCCUUUCACAACUCAGCACAUGGAAUCACACGCAGGGCUAGUUCAUCCAACACCACGGAGCAACAUGUUCACGGUGGCUAGCAAUUCAUUCCUCCUGGGCACUGAACAAACGCCUGGUCUCUCACCCUUUGGGGUCUCAGAUUCCCCACAGAACGAGCAGGCCAUUUCCAACGCUCAGUUCAAUCUCCCAAACCCAAACAGCGCCAACUAUCCCAUGAGCUUACCCCUCAAUACUCACUCACACAACGCGCAUCUCGUGUCAUCAUCCAUCACACCUCCAGAUGCAAGACCUGUAGAUUAUGGCGAGGCCAUGCCAUGGUCUUUCUAUCAACCAGCCAACCCAACCGAUAUCUGGUAUCCUACUCGCGACCCCAGCGGUUCAUCCGAGGACGACGACUGGCAAACCCACAACGGCUACAGUGCACCUUGGCCUGUCUCAAAUGCAUACAUAAGCUCAAACGAAUGUAACGAGCUAGCGGCCCACAUUUAUGGACCGAGCAAUGGACUACCCAUGCCCUCUUUUGGACCAUCGCCUAUGACUUUGGGCUCAUCCAUGCCAACCGGGCCCAUGAGACACGUAUCCCAUUUACCAGUUUGUGGACCCUACGUACCCUCCAUCGAGGCUCCUCGGUAUCAGCCCCAACCACACCCAAUGUACCUCCCAAGCACACAGCCCGUUGCCACGGACACAGAAUUUGGAUCCCCGGACCAGAAGCCAGCGAACAGCCUCAGUCCAUCCUUCUCUGCCUCGACCAAUGAAGAGGAAAGAUCCCCGCAGCAGAGUGGAGAGGAACAAGGCAGCAUUGAAGCCGGUGUGCACUACAGCGACGAGCGGAACACAUUCCUCAUCGACUGCAAGCGCCGCGGGCUAUCCUACAAGGACAUCAAGCGAGUUGGUGGGUUCAAGGAGGCGGAGUCUACACUGCGAGGUCGGUAUCGCACUCUCACCAAGUCUAAAGACCAGCGAGUGCGAAAGCCAAAAUGGCAGGACAAGGAUCUCCGGCUCCUUUGCCAAGCUGUCACCAUCCACGCUGAAUCACACGACACCUACAGCUCGCUGGUCAACGCUAGCAUCAACAUGAAUGAGCCACCGAAGGUAUCUUGGAAGAAGGUUGCCGAGCACAUUUGGGCGAAUGGCGGAUCUUACCAUUUUGGUAAUGCCACCUGCAAGAAGAAGUGGUGCGAGAUUAACAACAUCACUCUUUGA